AUGUCUAUUCUCAUCACUGGUGCCGGUGGCUAUGUCGGACAGGAACUGGCAGCUUCGUUCCUUGCAAACACGCCAUCUUCAACAAGCGUGACAAUCACCGAUGUUGUCGAACCCAGCGUUCCUGAAGCGGCGAAAAAGUAUGCAAACCGCUUGAAAUGUGUUCGAGCGGACUUGACUUCUUCCAAAGAGGUGGACGAAUUGAUCAGCCCUUCUCGCCAAUAUGAGACUAUUUACUUGCUACAUGGCAUCAUGUCAAGUGGCUCCGAGGCCAACUUUGAGCUUGGUAUUCGAGUCAAUCUCGACUCUACACGAUACAUCCUCGACAGACUACGUGUUACUAUGCCUGGGGUGAAGGUAGUCUUCACAUCUUCGCUGGCAGUUUACGGCCUGGCACCGCCGGGCUUCCUCAUCGAUGAGACCAACUUUCCGCCCGUUCCUUCGUCUUCCUAUGGAUCACAGAAGCUCAUUGUUGAGACGCUCUUGAACGAUUACUCCCGACGCGGAUUCUUGGACGGCCGCUGCGUGCGACUACCAACAGUGACUGUUCGGGCCGGAGCACCCACUCAGGCUGCAAGCAGCUUUGCUAGUGAUAUAAUACGUGAGCCAUUCCAUGGCAAGAAGGCUAUUCUACCCGUAGGCAAGGACACUGAGAUGUGGAUAUGCUCGCCGCACACCAUCAUCAAGAACCUGAUCCACGCGCGCGAUAUACCUAAGGAAGCGUUCGGGGAGUCACGGUCAGUCAACCUUCCUGGGUUGAAGGUUAGUGUCCAAGAGAUGCUGGAUGCCUUGGAGGAAAUUGGUGGCAAGGAGCGACGGGCGUUGGUGGAGGAGAAGUAUGAUGCGGCUACCGACAAGAUCGUGCAGUCGUGGACUCCUCAGUUCUCGACUGAUCGUGCGUUCAAGCUUGGAUUUUCUGCAGAUAUCCCCGUGAUGGAGAAUAUUAGACAAUUUGCUAGUCGAUUUGUAUGA
Penicillium maclennaniae is the source of this 969-nucleotide messenger RNA. RefSeq names its product SDR family oxidoreductase. NCBI's taxonomy places the organism in Eukaryota, Fungi, Ascomycota, Eurotiomycetes, Eurotiales, Aspergillaceae. The transcript has a single exon. Bases 1 to 969 code for a protein of 322 amino acids. The record is from RefSeq and is a predicted model, not a curated record.